This is a messenger RNA of Mercurialis annua (annual mercury), 1391 nucleotides long. RefSeq lists its product as uncharacterized. Bases 153 to 1199 code for a protein of 348 amino acids. Gene Ontology annotation, biological process: ribosomal large subunit biogenesis; ribosomal small subunit biogenesis. Lineage: Eukaryota; Viridiplantae; Streptophyta; Magnoliopsida; Malpighiales; Euphorbiaceae. Gene Ontology annotation, molecular function: DNA binding; RNA binding. Gene Ontology annotation, cellular component: nucleolus. The transcript is spliced from 2 exons. The record is from RefSeq and is a predicted model, not a curated record.
CUUCAUCAAAUGGAUUCAUCUUCACUCAUCAAAAACCUAAUUUCAUAAUAAACCCUAGGGUUUUUGAACAUGCGUUUCGACACUGGGAGCUAGCACUAUUUUCUAGGGUUUUCUCUCCGAGUUUUAGCUAAUUUCUUCCUUAAGCUAUAAAGAUGAAGAAAAGGCAGAAUAUUGCCGACGAGUCGAAUUCUGAAUUUGAUAUCAAGUCUCUUAUCCAUGAGAAUUCUGUGUUCUUCGACAAAUUGAUUGAGCUUAUUCCUGCUAAGUUCUAUUUACCUGUUGAUGAUACGGAUAAGAAAUGGUUCCAAGGUCUUAGCAAGGGUGAGAAAGCGUUGGCAAAGAAAGAAUCUAGAGAAAAUAUUAAGAAAGCGCGGAGACAGAGGCUUGAUCCGGAGAAGUCAUCAGCGACUACUCUCGAUUUGCUUAUGAAAAAUUUGGAAAACGAAAAGGCAGAAGAGGAUGAGGGUAGUGAUGAGGAGGAAGUGGAGAUUAAUCCAAGGAUAACUGAUGGUGAUAAGUCGGCAACUUAUGAAGAGCUACGGCAACGGCUUCAUCGCAAAAUUGAAGAGCUUCGUGGAGGUCGGAGUACUGGUGGUUCGGAUAGAGUGAGGAAGAACAAAGGAAUUCUACAAAAGAAACGCAAGAGGGAAUCAGAGUCGGAAAAUAAGGGGCCUGCAUCAAAGGAAUCAACGAAAAAAGCAGAUAAGGAUUCCGCAGCAAAAGAGGACCCAAAAGAUUUCAAGUUCAGUCAUGUUAAGCUCGGAGAUGAAGAACACGGAAAGAACAAGAAAAGAAAGUUUUCGAAAGUAAAGGAACUCGAAAAGGCGAAACAAUUGAGGGACGCUAAGAAGGAUCCGGAGAAAGGGGAUAUUAUCACGAAGAAGCAUUCAUGGAAAGCAGCGGUCGAUAGAGCUGCGGGGAUCAAGGUUCAUGAUGAUCCGAAACUGUUGAAACAGAGCUUGAAGAAGGAGAAGAGGAGGCAGCAAAAGAACGCGGAGAAAUGGAAGGAGAGAAUUGAAUCACAGCAGAAAAUGAAAGCAGAAAAACAGCAGAAGAGAUCACAUAAUAUAGCGGAUAGAAUUCAACAGAAAAAGACUAGGAAAAUUGCGAAAAGAGAGAAGAAACUCAUGCGGCCCGGAUUCGAGGGUCGGAAAGAAGGUUACAUUAAUGAAGCUCCAAAUGCAGGUACUGCAGUUUAGAAAUUUGUACAUGUAAUUCACUAGCAGAAAGAAAGAUCAGUUUGAGUAAAUCUGUUCUUCGAGAGAGUUUUUUUUCCUGUCCUUGUCUUACCUUUAGUAUGUGCAAUUAUGCUGUUCGAAUGUUGAAUUUUAUUUGCAGUGAUGAAAUUAGAUGAUGCUGUGAAUUAAUUUGAUUUGUUGGAUUAUGAGUUA